GUCUUGAUGAAAAUCAGACAUGAAACUGUACUCGUUGUCUGUACCCUUUCUUCCGGUCAUCAUUGCAUUGGUUAACUAUAGUUCAGGGAGUUACGUCGCAUUGGUCCCCACGCAGAUCAGAGAAUACUCAUCAAUUUCAUUAGCAUUGGCCAACGUUGGAAACGGUGGCUAUUCACAAUAUGAGGUGAUCUUUCAUAAAUCUCCCAAAAAAGGGCCAAAGAAAGAACUAAAAAGCGUGAUCACUGUUCAGGAUAACGAUACUACAACAGUUUCGUUUAAGACCGAAUCGCUUGAUGAGGGUUCCUAUAAAUUUACUAUUCGAGAUCUUGCGAAACCAAGUGAGACGCACAAUAGGUUCCUGGAAGUGUUUCGAAAAUCUUCAGUGAUUCUGAUUCAAACAGAUAAACCAAUUUAUAAACCAGGUGAUACGAUCAAAUUUAGAGUGCUAGUAUUGGAUCAUGAAACAAAACCUCUGAUCAAAUUGAAAAGCGUCAAUAUUAAACUUAUUGACAGUAAGGAUAAUCUUAUCAGAGAAUGGCCGUAUGCGAAAAUCCAGAAUGGUAUAUUUCAAUCACAGUUGGACCUAGCCAAUUUCAUAGCUCUUGGCAGUUGGACAAUCGCUGUCGUGGCUCGCUCCGGAGAUACUAAAUAUAAGUCCAUCACGAUAGCCGAAUAUGUUCUACCAAAACAUGAGAUUCGUAUCACCAAAUCUACACUUACUACAAUCAAGGAUAAAAGCUUACCUUUAACUAUCGAAGCUAGGUACACUUUUGGAAAACCAAUUAAAGGAAGUCUUUAUUUAACAAUUGAUGGUUCAGAUCUUCCGAACAAGACAGAAAUCAAUGGCCGAGCUCAGAUCCGUGUAGAUCUUCAAAACAUAAUAACGGACCAGUCGGACUCGGACGUGGUAUGGCUAAACGUAACUGCUAAUGUUGAGGAAGCUGGUUCCGGCCAUCUCUAUCAAUCUAGUGCAAAUAUUCCCAUCUACCAAAAACCCUACAAACUCACACUCCAGAAAUCAUCGGAAUAUUUGCUACCGGAGGUGCCCUACCGUUGUUGGUUGAAGUUGACCGACCCACUCGGUGAACCUUUUGAGCAACCGGAAACAAUUAAAGUGAAGGCAACACGUGACAUACGACUGUGGCUCGAUAAAACAUACAUGAUUGAGCGAAAACCCGAUGAAAAUGGAAUGCUGGAACUUCAGUUCGAGACUUCCGAUAGUACGAUGAAAUUGGAUAUUGCCGCGACGUACGCCGGAGAAACGACACACUUUACGAUACCAAGUGAAAUGGAUCAAAGUGGAGAUAGACCAUUUCUAAAGGUAUCUGUGUUGACUGGAAAUCCUAGAUUGAGUCAACCGGUCGAGCUGCAGGUGCACAGUUCUUUUAAGAUGAGUCUACUUCUGUACUACGUGAUUGCUCACGGUGAGAUCGUUGCAAGUGGAAAGCUGCAUGUGAAGGAACUUCGAUGGCUAAAUUUUCAAUUGAUGACAAACUUUAAAAUGGUACCUAGAGCUAGCUUGGUUGUUAUGGCUAUUAACAGCAACAAGCUCAUCAAAGAUGUGGUACAAUUUAAAGUUCAUGAUUUGAACAGUUUUGUCAAUGUAACUCUGUCAAGUGGUGAAACAGAACCCCAAAAACAGCUGACAGUAACGGCCAAGUCAUAUCCAAAAUCGAUGGUUGGUCUUUUAGCUAUUGAUAAGAGUGUGCUUGCGUUGGGAAGCGGAAAUGAUUUGACCAAACAAGCGCUGUUCGAAGAACUGGAGACGCCUAUUUUGGCGUCAUCUUAUCUGGAUGAGCUAGAAGUAAGUACUACAGUCUUUAAUUCGAUUGUUUUCAAUAUUCUGAACUGCUAUGAUAACUACUAUGGCGGAUAG
Topomyia yanbarensis is the source of this 1876-nucleotide messenger RNA. RefSeq names its product thioester-containing protein 1 allele R1-like. The transcript has 4 exons. Bases 20 to 1876 code for a protein of 618 amino acids. Lineage: Eukaryota; Metazoa; Arthropoda; Insecta; Diptera; Culicidae. Gene Ontology annotation, molecular function: endopeptidase inhibitor activity. The record is from RefSeq and is a predicted model, not a curated record.